Molecule: messenger RNA, 1371 nt
Organism: Phacochoerus africanus (Common warthog)
Lineage: Eukaryota; Metazoa; Chordata; Mammalia; Artiodactyla; Suidae
Product: ATP-binding cassette sub-family A member 10-like
Biological process (GO): transmembrane transport; lipid transport
Cellular component (GO): membrane; intracellular membrane-bounded organelle
Molecular function (GO): lipid carrier activity; ABC-type transporter activity
Source: RefSeq, a predicted model, not a curated record
AUGGAUAAGAUGGCUGUGGCUUCCUUUGCGACAGGAGUGCCAAUCAUUGGGACUCCUGAUGAAGACACCAUGGACAGAGUGUUUCCAAAAAACGACUCUGAAAUGGUGGGAAUUGUGUUCACGGACACUUUCUCAUGUCGGCUAAAGUUCCCGUGGGGGCAUCGAACCCCAGAUAUGAGAGAACACUUUGAAUACUCAGAACACUGAUGGGCUGUGUAUGAUGAAAUUUUUUGUCCCUUGGCAACGUACUGGCAAAGAGGGUUUGUGGCUUUUCAAACUGCAAUGAAUGCUGCAAUUAUAGAAGUCACAACUAAUCAUUCCGUGAUGGAAGAGUUGUCAUCAGUGAUUGGAAUAAAUAUGAAACCCCCUUUCAUUUCUCGGCAAGAAACUGUAAAUGAAUGGUUUAUUUUUAUUUGUGUAGUUUGUUUCUCCCCUUUUGUGCAUGUUGCAUCAUUAAACAUGACAAAGGAAAGAAAAAAAAUGAAGAAACUGAUGACACUGAUGGGCCUCCGAGAGUCAGCAUUCUGGCUCUCUUGGGCAUUGAUGUACGCUGGCUUCAUCAUCAUCAUAUCCGCUUUUAUGGCUCUGGUCAUAACAUUUGUCCAAAUUAUAGUCAUUACUGGCUUCAUGGUGAUAGUCGCACUCUUUAUCCUAUAUGGCCUGUCUGUGAUAGCACUGGCUUUCCUUCUGAGCGUGUUGGUAAGGAAACCGAUUCCUGCAGGUUUGGUUGGGUUUCUCUUCACCGUGUUUUGGGGGUGUCUCGGGUUCACUGCACUGUACACACAGCUUCCUUCACCACUCAAGUGGGCCUUCGGUCCUUUCAGCCCUUUUGCCUUCACUGCUGGAAUGGCUCAGAUUCUACACCGGGAUUAUUACGUGAAUGGUGCUGUUUUUCCUGAUCCUUCUGGAGAGUCGUAUAUGAUGAUGAUGACUUUUUUCAUUUUGGCAUCUGACACUUUUCUCUAUUUGAUGUUAACAUUAUAUUUUGAGCGUGUUUUGCCUGAUGAAGAUGGCCACCGGCUUCCACUGUUGUUUUUCCUGAAGUCUUCAUUGUGGCCCCCACAUCAAAAUACUCAUCAUGAAGUCUUCGAGAAUGAGAUGAAUCCUGAGCAUUCCUCUGGUGAUGCUUUUGAACCAGUGUCUCCAGAGUUCCACGGAAAAGAAGCCGUGAGAAUCAGAAAUGUUAAAAAGGAAUAUAAUGAAAAGCCUGAAAGAGUAAAAGCGUUGCAAGGUAAAGAGAAAAACUUCUUUCGGACCUCUGCAGAGAGCAGGCCCACACUUGUGAUGUGGCAGCACGCUGCCCAGUGCCCGGGGAAGCUUUACCCUCCUCUCCUCACCGAUCUUCCUUCCCUCCUUCCUCAUGCGGAAUAA